AGAAACUCUGAUGCUCCCAGAAAAAGUUUGCAGGUUAAUUCUGUUAGGGUUGCUGCAACUGUUGUGUGAGUAUUUGAUGUCUUGAGCAGAACAUGGCAAUUGUACUGACAAAGCUUUGCAGAACUCUUGUUCCUUUACACUGUUGUCUCCAUAAGUAUCGCUUUAUUAACUCGAUAUCGCCAUCCCAUGCACUGCUUGAACAUGUUAAGAAUGCAGUUGAAACCAAAGCAUACCGGAACAUUCCUGAUUAUCUCAUUUCGUUUGAACAAGCUUGCCUUAACCCAAAUCCUUUUGCAUUUCUAUCGACUUUGCCCUACCGCCUUAGAAUGCAAGUAGUUGAUGAGAUUUUACAGUCUUUUAUCCCCAUAAGGCCCCGCUCCUGUGCGCAGGCUGCUUAUGCAUACCUCCUGUCUUUUACUCUCCAAAGCUCCAAUCCUCUUCCUCUUGGUCUUGCCAUUCUACAGCGGACCCUUCGCUCCGGUUGUGUCCCUGUUGCUCAAACCCGGCUUCUCCUCUCGUCUGCUUGGCUGGAAUGCAGGAAGGUGGAGUCUCAGUCUGUCUCUGACAUGCUAUUUGAGAUGCAGUCAAUUGGAUAUAACCCGGACUGUAGUACGUGUAACUACCUUAUAUCAUCUUUGUGUGCUGUUGAUCAAUUGAAUGAGGCUGUUAAAUUAUUGAAGGGCAUGAGUAAGGCUGGAUGUGUUCCUGAUUUGGAGAGUUUUGACACGGUAGUUGGUGCGAUGUGCACGGUUAGAAAAACUUCUGAGGCAUUGGAUAUGAUAAAGAAAAUGGUGGAGAAAGUUGGGUUGACACCGAGGCAAGGGACUAUCGUGAAAGUAGCAUCAGCAUUACGAGCAAACAGAGAGAUAUGGAGAGCGGUUGAGUUGAUUGAGUUCUUAGAGGGGAAGGAUUACCCUGUCGGGUUUGAGAGCUAUGAUUUGGUGGUUAAAGGCUGCUUGGAUUCUGGUGAGAAUAUUUUAGCAGGGAAAAUGGUCAUGGGGAUGACAGAGAAAGGGUUCAUACCAUACAUCAGGACCAGGCACAAGGUGGUAGAAAGAUUGGCUGGUGCUGGUGAGUGGAAGUUAGCUAAUGCUGUGAGACAAAGAUUUGCAGAAUUGAGGUCCUAGCUACUUCUGUGUUUUCCUUGAGUCCAUUCUUUGCACAUAAGGGAGCUGAUUGUCAUCAGGAUGUGUUGCACUUUGAGGUCAAUGUUCCUUCAUGUUGCUGCUCAGCUUCUCAAAAUUCUGGUGAUCGAUAUAUGGUUAAGUUCAUGGACUUUAAUUUUGUAUGUGUUGGCUGAAUAAUGAUAUGAUGAAAAAAUUAGUUGAUAUGCAUACCUGAUGAGCUGGUGUAAACUAUCGCAAUGUAAUGAAAAGUGUCUCUAAAAGUUUCACCAUGUUCAAACUUCUGUGAACAACGAUUGUGUAAUCUGAACGUCCAUCUGUAUCUUUUUGGUCUAACUGAAG
Argentina anserina (silverweed cinquefoil) is the source of this 1466-nucleotide messenger RNA. RefSeq names its product pentatricopeptide repeat-containing protein At1g06270. NCBI's taxonomy places the organism in Eukaryota, Viridiplantae, Streptophyta, Magnoliopsida, Rosales, Rosaceae. The transcript is spliced from 2 exons. The record is from RefSeq and is a predicted model, not a curated record. Bases 93 to 1127 code for a protein of 344 amino acids. Gene Ontology annotation, molecular function: protein binding.